AUGGCAGCUCGCUCAAAAAUUCCCGAAAUUUUUGAUAACAUGGAUUAUGGAGAAAGUGAAGAGAGUGUGGAGGAAGCUUUGGAAUGGAUAACAAGCAAGGGCAAUAAAUUUUUCACUUCUAUUGAAAACCCCAAUGAGCCCCCACCAGAUAGAGACCUCUAUAAACUGAAGCGUUUUAAUUAUGACCCUCUUUGUACUGUUUAUGAAUCUAAUAUUGAUGAUAUAACGAAGAUAAUUGAAACAACCGAUGUAGAAUGUUGGAUACAACAAAAAUCCCUAUCAAAAAUGCUAAUAUUGAAUAGGAUCAGCAAGGCAAUUGAAAAAAACGCUAAUUUAAUUGUGCAAUUAGAGCUAUUAUUUAGAGAAAUUUUAGCGAAGGACUCAAAAAAUACCAUUCCUUUACUCUCUAAUUACUUCAGAUAUUAUUCUGCUUUCGCUGAUCAAUCGGGAGAAGGUGGAAUUGCCGUGGGAGUUGUACCCGAUAGUACUUAUUUGCCUUAUUUGGGUCUAUUCAUUGCUCCUGCUCUCGCUCGAGGCUACAGUAUUGUCCUUCAGAUAUUACCAGAUUUAGCACCAAUUGCAUUUCUAUUGAAAGAUAUCGCAAAAUCAGCCGGAGUACCCGAGAAUGCUUUUAAAAUAAUUCCAUCUUACGGAGGGAAUCUGCAACCGUAUUUAAAUAGCGAAAAAGUGAAGAUUAUUAGCAUAUUCGAAGAGGCAAAUAACGGGAUAUACGGAGAAGUGAAUGGAUUGCAUAAAAAUAUUCUCAUUUUAUCAAAAUACAAAACGCCUACAAUUAUUUUCGACUCGGCCGAUUUGGAUUCUGCAUGCGAAAGCGUCAUCGAAUCUUCUUGGGGAUAUCGAGGUUGGCUACCUUGGAGUACCGACACGAUUUUAGUGCAAGAAAACGUUCUCGAAACAUUUUACAACAAAUUAAAAUCCAAACUUGCCGGUUUGAAAGUCUCCAACGCCCUCGACAAAUCCUCCGACAUUACUCUAAAGAAUAGAUUGAAUUCACUCGAUAAAUUGGUUAAGGAGGCGCAACAACAAGGCAUCGAGGUGUUUCGUUCGAAGAACGAAGAAGAAUGGUGCCCCACUGUGUUUAAAGGCGGAAAAGUUAAAACUAAUAACGUUUUUAAAACCGAUUACGAUGUUUUCAAAGCUAGAGCUGUGACUGUUUUGGCCUUUAGAUCGAUCGAUGAAGCCGUCGCUUUGGCUAAUAAUACCAAGCAAGGUUUGUGGGCGUCCGUUUGGUCCGAAAACAUCGGACUUGUUAACGAAGUCACCAAAAAAUUGAAGGUCAGUAACGUAUUGGUCAACACGAAUAACGUUCCGCUUGCUCCCGAUGUAGUUAUUUCGCCGAUUAAAGAUAGCGGUAUGGGGAAUUUCGGAGGAACCGAUGGUUUUAACGAAUACAAAUUUAGCGAUUUAGUUAAACCGGAGGCGCUUGUUGAAAAUCCAACUACAAUUCCAAGCAUCAAUAGUAUCGUGAGCGCAGCUAAAGCAGCCCAAGAAAGUUGGGAGAAAGUACCGAGGAUUCAAAAACAAAAAAUCCUUUUAGAAUUUGUGGAGUUGAACACCGACUGGUCGGAAUUAGAUGCUUUCGUUCGGGCCUUUUCUCGCGCAACGAUAGACAAACCACGUUCAACAACAAUCUCGGGGUAUCAGUUAACAUCCAGUAGAGAACCUAGAGGGAUUGUUGUUGUAUGCAACAAUGCAAAAUGGUGCGCUGAAUCCAUUUUAACGACGUUAUACGAGGGAAACGCGUUAAUUCUCCUCGAAGCGGACGAUACUCGCAGAAAAGUUUUCGAACGUUUGAAGCAAUUGCUACCUAAAGGCGUGCUUAAUUUGUUGCCUUACAGCGGGAGUAUUAUCGAAAAAUUAUCGGCUAAUAAACAAGUUUCGGUUAUUUUGGGAUGUAGGUUUGAUGGAGUAUUGAAAGGGUCUUUAAAAGAGUCGAUGAUAUUUAGGAGAAUUUGUGUGGAUAAUUCUCAUUUGGAUUGCGGCAGGUAUGCAACCUACACGAAAAACGUUUGGAGUGAUAUAGGAAAAUCAUCUACUUGCAAUUUUAGUUAA
This is a messenger RNA of Phyllotreta striolata, 2073 nucleotides long. The record is from the annotation of a GenBank genome assembly. Lineage: Eukaryota; Metazoa; Arthropoda; Insecta; Coleoptera; Chrysomelidae.